AGUUUUGGAGGCAUUGUGUUUUUUUUUUCAAAUUAUGCCAUUUCAAACACGUUAAAUUUACACCGGCAGCAUUAAAUGUUGUAUCGGAUUUUCAUACAAUCAGAACUUCUACGUUCCACUGAACGUCAUAUUGGUGCCGGACACAACGUGUAUCUGUAUGAUCAAUAUCCGUCAGAGGAUUGAGGAGAGAGCCGUUGGAGAACAAGAAGCAACGAUUACUUCGGACAUGGACCACGGCUUUUCAAUUAACAUCCAGUCUGGAUCAUUCAAAGCAGAUACCGUAUUAAGACUGCAGGUAAUUGAUACGAAUCCACUUGAUGAUAUCGCAGAGGCAUCGGAUGAAUCAGAAUCCGAACAGGAAGAACAGCGAACGUCUCCAAGAACUGCUACCAGAAGCAAGGUUACGGAACGCCAAACAAAAAGACACUCGUCUGAUCUUCUUACAAACUUGUAUCAGAUCAAUAUAUCAGGUGACCAACCUAAGAAGACUGUUACUCUCACACUUCCUCUUGGUUCAGGAAUGACGGCCGAUCACAAGAUUGCUUAUAAUCCAUGCGGACGAGACUGAACUAAAUAAGGAAAACGCUUUGGAAAUAUUGCCGGUUGAUCCUCAAGUUGUGAAUGGGAAAAUCG
Dreissena polymorpha is the source of this 633-nucleotide messenger RNA. RefSeq lists its product as uncharacterized. The record is from RefSeq and is a predicted model, not a curated record. Lineage: Eukaryota; Metazoa; Mollusca; Bivalvia; Myida; Dreissenidae. The transcript has 3 exons. The coding region runs from base 158 to 568 and encodes 136 amino acids.